Molecule: messenger RNA, 2134 nt
Organism: Saprolegnia diclina VS20
Lineage: Eukaryota; Oomycota; Saprolegniomycetes; Saprolegniales; Saprolegniaceae
Exons: 1
Coding region: 10-2073 (687 amino acids)
Cellular component (GO): plasma membrane
Molecular function (GO): oxidoreductase activity
Source: RefSeq, a predicted model, not a curated record
GUCUCCAGCAUGGCCUUCCACGCCAUCUCAACGCCAACGCAACAUGUGCAGUUGCACGUGGAUGCCAAGCCAGCGCCGCCCAAGUUUGCGCUCGUCCCGCACAUCGUCGCGGGGUUGCUCAUGCUCUACUCCAUCUUUGCCAUCACGGUGAUCUACACGCCGAUGACGGCGCCCAUCACGACGUCGUUCAUCAACCCGCUCUGGGACAUCAACCCCAAGGUCAAAAACUCUGGCCACUCGGAGAUGGUCAACUACACGUACCUCUUCUUCGCCGUGAUUUUGCCGCUCUUUGUCACCUACUUGAUCGUCCGUUUGGCCACUCGAGGCGCGACGUUCCCGGUGCCGGCGCUCUCGCACAUGCUCCAGCGCAAGCCGCGCCUCUUGUGGUCGCUCGUGAGCUACGGCGAGGUCCUCUUCUUGCUUCUCGUCGUCGUCGGCAACGUCGUCUUCUUCUACUACUUUUACAGCCCGCGCAUCAAGCCCACGACCAAGACGCAGGCCAAGAUCGAAACCGCGGCCAAGACGCUCGGCUUCUCGACCGUGUACAACAUGGUGUUCCUCGCGCUGCCCGCGUCGCGCCACUGCUUUUGGAUGGAGUGGCUCGGCAUUCCGUACGCCCACGGUGUCAAGUACCACCGCUGGCUCGGUAUCGUCACCAUCCUCUGCGCGGCCGUGCACACGGCGUUCUACGUCCAAGUGUUUAUCGCUGACAACGAGUCGCUCAUGCUGCUGCCGUGCUUCAACUGCAACGUGGCCAAGGAAGGCAAGAUGAACUGGAUCAACACAUUUGGCUGGAUCGCGUUCCUGAGCAUGUUUGUCAUGGGCCUCACGUCGAUCCCGUACGUGCGCCGCCACUACUACAAGGUGUUUUACUACACGCACUUUCUCUUCAUUCCCGCCACGGCCUUUGCGAUCAUGCACUACGCCAACAUUGCCAUCUGGCUCUUCGCCACCAUCGUGCUCUACAUUGGCAACCGCAUGCUCUCGUCUGCGACCAUCCAAGCGCCGGUCGUCAUCCAGAAGGCCGCCGCGCACCCGCACGAAGUGACCGAGUUGACCUUCGAGUGUGCUACGUCGUACCAAGCCGGCGACGUUGUCUACCUCAAGGUGCCGUCGGUCUCCAAGACGCAGUGGCACCCGUUCAGCGUUGCGUCGACGCCGCUGCACACGCCUGGCUCGCUCACGGUGUACAUCAAGACGCUCGGUCAGUGGUCCGGCCAAGUGCACGAAUACAUUCGUCAGUGCACGGCUUCCGGUGUCGACCCCGUCGUGUACAUGGACGGCGGCUACGUCUCGCCCGCACUCGUUCCAGCGUCGUAUGAAAAAGUGGUCUUCAUCGGCGGCGGCAUCGGCGUCACCCCGCUCAUGGCCCAGAUCAUGCACAUCCUGCACACGGCGCCGUCGCAGGAAGUCCAUUUGGUCUGGCACGUGCGCGACCUCCGCAUGAUGACGCAGUUCCAGCAGUGGUUCCACGAAGCGACGGGUCUCUCGUCCAACUUGCGCCUCCACCUCUUUGUGACCAAGUCUUCGCCGCCCGCGGAAACGGCGGUCGCCAAGCAAGUGUACGACCUCAAGAGCUCCAAUGUGGCGCCGCGACCGUACGCCAACGUCUCGACGUUGCGCCAAGUGCUCUUGUUUGUCGCUGCGUUCUUUGGCGCCGGCACGCUCCUCCUCGCGGUUCACUAUGGCAACAAGAUUACGAGCAUCGACCCGUCGUACUGGCCGCUGCAGCGCUUCGUCGAGUUUGUGGCGAUGGUGGUCGGGUCGUACUGGGCGUACAUUGUGGUUUUGAUCAAGCCGUACAAGUCCAUGCCGGUGGCCAAGACGCCGUUUGACGACGUGCCCAAGGAGCCGAUGAUGUCGGACGAGGCGUUCAUCGAGCGCUACAGCGUCCAGCAGGGCCGCAUGGACUGGUCGCGCUUCUUCUCGAGCCUCGUCGACGGCACGACCACGAGCUGGACGACGCCAGCGAUCGGUGUCUACGUCUCGGGCCCCAAGACGCUCUCGCGUGCGAUCGAUGCGCAAGCGCACUCGACGCGCUUUGCCGUGCAUCACGAAGAGUUUGAAAUGUAAACGAGCUCGAGUCGUAUGAACACCCAGUAACUGGACCGUAAUUAAUCGUUUAUGUAUCAAA